This is a messenger RNA of Trichoderma atroviride IMI 206040, 1542 nucleotides long. RefSeq lists its product as uncharacterized. Lineage: Eukaryota; Fungi; Ascomycota; Sordariomycetes; Hypocreales; Hypocreaceae. Gene Ontology annotation, molecular function: nucleic acid binding. The record is from RefSeq and is a predicted model, not a curated record. Gene Ontology annotation, cellular component: nucleus.
AUGCCUGGCUUGCCUAUCGAAGCUCGCUUGGAGAAGCUUAAGAGCCUUGGAGUCAACUUUGAGUAUGGCGAACAUGUGCGAAAUGAGGUCGACUCUGAAGAUGAAUUUCCCGCCGUCGUGCCGCCGCAAGAAUCGGGCAAGGAUGCUGCCCGAUACGAUGCUGGCCACGAUGCUUGGAAUUCCACUGCCCAUCCAUCGACGAAGAAGCAGACUAAGCGCGAAGAGACCAAAGAGCCUCCUUUGGCAUCACUAGAUUGUUCGAAGUUCAUUACCGGAGAGCCUGCAGAGGAAACCAUCGACUUUUGCUCCUGGAGAGUCAUCCAGACUUAUCCCGAUCACUUCAUCGGCAAGGCAAACGGACCUCGUGCCAAGCCAUUCUUUGACAAGAUUCUUGAGGGCAGAGUCUGGGACUUUUUCUAUGUUUAUCAUCCCGAGAAGCCUAACGAGAAGCCUCGUGUGAUGGUACCCACGCUCCAAUUUGAAGGUUUCUUAAGGAGCGUCAACAGAGAACUCGGAACCGGUCUCGCAAUUCCAGGAGGAGCAAAUCAAGAUCGCUUCUAUAUGAGGUUUGGCCAAGGAGGCACUCCACGGCCUCGAUAUCUGAAGAGAUCGCGAGAUCAGAAAACUUUUGAAGUGGACAGAUUCCCAGACUUUCAACAAGAAGAUCGAGACAACUUCCUCAAGGCACAUGGCGCCAUUCGACAAGGCUGGGAAACUCUUUGGGGCAUGAUGGCGCCAAAGCCCGCUUCCGCAGACAAGAGGAAGAAUAAAUCGAGAAAGGCCGCUCAAAGCAAGCUGGACCGAGAACGAAUGCUUCACGAGACUCAGGACUUUCUUCAUCUGCGGGGCAACAGCACUCGCGCAGGUGGAGAUGUUGUCUUUGUCUGCAUGGACGUUGAAGCAAUCGAGAUGCCGCCGAAUCCCAUUUCUGAGAUUGGAAUUGCCAUCUUGGAUGUCAGGGACCUUAAUGGAGUGCAAUCAGGGCCCACUGGCAAAGAUUGGUGGCAGUUUAUAAAGGCUUAUCAUCUACGAGCCAAAGAAUACUCGGGCCUCGUGAACCACCGCUUCGUUCGUGGAUGUCCUAGCUACUUCGAUUUCGGAAAAAGUACUUUUCCAGAAGAGGCUGAACUUCCCGAGGCGAUCGAAUCCAUCUUGGAGCCCUAUAUCAAGGACAAGCGCAAGCUAGUAUUUGUCGGCCAUGAUGUUCGCCAGGAUAUCAAAUACCUUUCAAGCGUGGGUUUUGAAGUGCUGGCACUUCAGGGUCUCAUUGAGCAGCUAGACACAAAGGAGAUCCACCAGGCUUGGAGAGCUUCUGAGCAAGGAAAGGGCCUUCAUCACGUUCUCAACGACCUGCUUAUCCAGAGCAAGCAUCUACACAACGCCGGUAAUGACGCCGUGUUCACCCUUCGUGCCCUCAUUGGUGUUGCCAUUGAGGCCAUUAGAGAGAAGGAAGUAAAGGCGAAAGGAGAGGAGUAUACACCAGCCCUGCUGGGCGUGCAACAACAACAGAAACCGGCGAUUGAGGAUGAUCCCUGGGCAUAA